AGGGAUUUUUAGAUAUCAGCUCGGGCAUGGGACAAAAUAUACAUCAUGUUCAGAAAGCCAUCCUAAAAUAAAUAGUGCAAAUUUUAGGUCAGCACUGAUUUAUAUUGCAUCAUUGUGCUAUCUUAACUUCACUAGUAUUUAUUGUGCACUUACAGAGUUGAAUUGUUUAUAUAUCUGCAUGUCUUUAAUCUGUUUUAUGUAAAAUUGGUCAAAUGAGUGCAUUCAGUUGUGAUGGGAUAUUUGGUAGUCAUAGAAACCCAUCACCAACCCUCUUCUACAUGAGGCAAAACUCAGCAGUAAAACGGAGGAAUCAUUUUUCUUUACAUUAAAAUGAAACGUGCAGUAAACAGAGAGAGAAAGCUAAAAAGAAAGUGAAACCUUUACUGAGUAUAAUACAAGCUUCUACUGCUUUAAAUUUCCGUGUGUGCCGUGAACGCCACAUACGGCGCUUACGCACAUUCUACGUCGGAGUGGGGCAGGAGGAGAGGGACACUGUAAAGUAACACUGUCUAAAUAACGUUGAAUGUAGGUUAUACAGGCUGGGAACUGACAAAUAACUUUAAGUUGAUCUGUUAAGAAAGAAAUACAGUGAUAUUUUCCAGUCCCAGCUUGUGUCCAGCAGCCGUUCAGUGACCAGCGUUAUUCUACCCACAGCAGCAGAUGAAAACAGCAAUGCCUGAAAAAGAUGUCUCACAAAGAAGAUAAUGAAGGGAAAAAGAGCCCUCACCGCACUGAACUGUACACCAGCAUCCCUCGAACAUGUCUGCCCAUUGUGUACCACCCAGACUACAACAUCACCUUCAUGGGUCUUGAAAAGCUCCAUCCAUUUGAUGCAGGGAAGUGGGGGAAAGUCAUUCACUUCCUGAAAGAGGAGGAGUUCAUCACUGAUGGAAACCUCGUGGAAGCCUGUGAAGCUACAGAGGAGGAUCUGCUGGUGGUUCACACCAAACGCUACCUCAGCAGAUUAAAGUGGUCUCUAGUGGUGGCAACAAUCACAGAAAUCCCGCCCCUGAUGUUUCUGCCUAAUUUCCUGGUGCAGCGGCGAGUGUUGAGGCCAUUGCGGACACAGACUGGAGGAACAAUAAUGGCAGGAAAACUGGCUGUUGACAGAGGAUGGGCCAUAAAUGUAGGAGGAGGCUUCCACCACUGCUCUGGUGACAGGGGAGGGGGCUUCUGUGCCUACGCCGACAUCACUCUGGCCAUCAAGUUUCUCUUUGAGAGAGUGGAAGGCAUCUCCAAGGCUACCAUCAUCGAUCUGGAUGCUCAUCAGGGAAAUGGACAUGAGCGAGACUUCUUGGAGGACAAGCGAGUGUUCAUCAUGGAUAUGUACAAUCGCUACAUUUAUCCUGGGGAUACGUUUGCCAAAAGAGCCAUUAAAAGGAGGGUGGAGCUGGACUGGGGCACUGAGGACUCUGAGUACCUUCAGAAAGUUGAACUCCACUCUGAGGGAGCGCUGAACGAGGUCCGACCUGACAUCAUCGUCUACAAUGCAGGGACAGACAUCCUGGACGGGGACCCACUCGGAGGACUCUCCAUAUCUCCACAGGGAAUUGUAAAGAGAGAUGAGAUUGUGUUCAGGGCUGCAAGGCGGCGUGGCAUCCCCAUACUCAUGGUGACAUCUGGAGGAUACCAGAAGAAAACAGCCCGCAUCAUCGCUGACUCCAUACUAAACUUGCACCAGCAGGGUCUGAUUGGAGCAGAGGCUCUGGAGGCGGAGGGAUCAUCAUCACUGGUCACCAGUAUGAUGGGCAGCUCUGGAUCUGUGGGCUCAAAAUUCACGGCUGUGUGAGACACAACAAUCCUGAGGUGUGUCAUAUACAUGGGUAGUACUUAAAUGCACUUGAGUAACUUUAUGUGACAGAAGCGAUGAUACACUGAGGUAACUGCUGUCAAACUUAAAGUAGUUAAAUCAAUGGCCAAUGCCUGUUUGCACAUUAACAAAAAUAAUAAGCUUAUUUUUUAAUAUUUUUCAUUAUUUUAUGUGGAAGUUCGCACUUACUCAAAGGGAAUGAUCUCAAAGACAAAAAUAGUCCUGAAACAAUAGCAUUCUCCUGACUAUAGUUAAUUUUAUAAGCUCUCACAUACCACCAAUUGAGAUGUUGAAAUAUUCAUUAGAUGAAGAAUAAUGGCUUUUAUGUUUAAUGUAUUUUUGAGACAGCGUUUUAAAGAGGUAUUCUUUCAUCUCAGGAAAUGUAAUUAUGUCAUCUGUGAGAGAUUUGAUGUAUUAAUAGCCCAUGAAAUAGUAAAGAGGUUUGAUAUUCUAACAGAUACAUGGGGGGUUUAUUAAUAAUCUCGAUGCCAUUAAACGGUUAUGGAAGUGAAACUAGAUCAUUUCACAUGAAAGCUCAAACUAUCAAACUUAAUCUAGUGGUCAUUUUAGCCAUAUUAAUGACAUGUCUUCUUUAUUCCUCCUAUGGUUUUUUUUUUUUUUUUAAAUUCCAGUAUGAUUUUUACCCUAUGAUAUUCCAAUUAUUAGAGUUAAUGGUGUUUCAUUAAUCAAAUCCAGCCAUUGUGACUUAGUACUUUUGCUCUAAAUUUACUGUAUCUCUCUCUCUCUCUCUCUCUCUCUACAUGUUUACAUGAAGUCUUAAAUGGUUUUACUGUACUUAUCCUUUUUUUUUUUUUUUUUUUAAGUGAGAACACAUCUGAAACUCUAAAAUACUAUAAGCACUUUCUCUGGUGACAGAAAAUGAAAUAGCACUCCCAGACUCCUGGAAAUCAAUGUUCUUGCCACAAAGUGUCUGCGGUCUGUACAUCAAAGUUUAAAACACUUUACCUGUGUGAUUGUGUGAAAGAAGCUUUUAUUUCUGAAGUGCUAGCAGUCAUCUGCUGUAGGGAACUCUUUUAAUGAUGUUUACAUACACCGUCGAUGUGUGCGUACAGACAAAAUAGGUCUUUGGAUAUUUUUGGAUAAGUGGAAUUCAAGCAGCAAAUGACCAGUGUUAGGGGUAACUCGGUACAAGUGAUUUCUUUGAGAACUCAGAAUACUUCAUUGUUGUCCCUGUUAAAGCUGUGCAUUAGGUUCUUUGCAGAUGAUGUCACGCAGCAGCAGAGAACACUCCUUGGGGGCAAUUCUACAUAUAGAAACACUAGCAAAAAAGGCCAUGUUUUGAGCUGUUUGCUUAGCUAUGUCGAGCAUCCAAAGUGUGAAAAUAUAAACAUUCUUGAUUUUUAAGCUACUUUUGUGUCCCGAAAGCUGUGAAAUAUUCACGCAACAAAUAUGACAAAUCUAUCUGUUUUUAGGAUCCAGGUCAUUUGGCUCAGCUCGGUAGAACUGGCUGUUUGACUCCCAAACAGGUCUUCAUUUGUUCACGGUUUGGCUUUUUAAUUGUGGAUUGAAUAACGGUAAAGGAUGGAGGAAAGAAAACUAGCACUCAAAGGGGAGCUAGCUAGUGUGGCUAACAUCAAACAGCCAUUUCGUAGCACAAGCUCAUUCUUCAAUGGCACAUCUCUCGAUCGCUCACCCCACGAGAGGCAUCUGGCUGCAGACCCCCAUGGUGGGGCGUUUUGGGCCUCUCUGUUGCAGACUUCCACAAUGGAGCUAUCUCGACCAUAUGUGGGAAGUGAUGUGCUAACCCUUGUUGGGUUUUUCUUAGUUUGUGGUGUUUAUUUUUAAUUUCAUCCCUCUCCCCCGCAUCCUUACCUUAACCCUAAACUUUAGGGUUUGGGUGCAUAACCUUAACACUCAUUGGGUUUUCCUUAGUUUGUGCUGUGUUAAAUUUAAAUGUAUCACCCCCAGUAAAAUUUUGAUUUUUGUUCAUAAAAUUCUACUAUUAUGAAAAAAAGCCACUUACCAUAACCUCUGACAGCAAGCAGAAAAUAUACGCCAUUCAGUACGCCCCAAGAUUGAGGUCCCCCCCAUUGUAGACGUCUGCAACAGAUGAUCCCAAACUACCCCACCAUAGAGGUCUGCAGCCAGCUCCUCUUGCACUUCACAAGGUUUAUUUGGUUGACAGCACAUCACUGUUUCAAAUAAUAGUAUGUUUGGGGAAAACAGUUAGGAUCUUUUUGCAUUGUAUUUUUUGUUAUUGCAGCUCAUUUAGCCUCUUAGUUCAGUACAAGACUCUUCAAGACUCAUGUCUCCCUUCAUCUGGCUAGUCAACUCUAGGAUGUCUGAGGACUGAGUAAUUUGGGAUAUGGAUCACCACUAUGCCAGGCAUAUAAUUCAAAAUGCGCUGAAAAUCUAUUUUUUGUAAAAUGUAGGAAUCGUAUUCAAUGUAUGUAGAAAUUUUCUGAUGAAAAUUACAAAGUAGAAGUCUUUAGAACUGUUAAAUAUAAACUUUCCCUCAUUCCUAUUCAUUCUUUAUGGCUGUCCCUCACAUCCUGACCCCCAGUGGACAUUCUGACUCACAUGAUCGCAAAGAAUCUAUUCAAGUAACCCAUUGGUUUGGUACUUUUCAUAGAAGUAAAAAUGCUGUAUUACCCUUUACUUUUUGUUGCCACAUACACAGAAAAUCCCUGAAGCUUCUGCACUGUUUCUGCUUCUGUCUGACUUCUGGGCAGGUAGCUGUGGAAGGUAAACCUGCAAUUCUGUCAGUACGCAUGCAUAGCUUAGCAUCAACUAGAAAGAUGAAAGAGAGGAGAGCUUUUACUUUGUGGAUUUUUUUUCCUAUUGUGUUACAUUUUUGGAAAAAAAAGGAAAAUCACAAUAGGAAAAGUUCUAAAAUCUGGCAUGAUACUAUUUUACUGAAACAGCUGUGCCUGACACUCUUCCCUGUUUGUUUUCAAUGUCAGCAUAAUGAGGAGUUGUAAAGGUGAUAUCACAUUUGUGAAAAGGCUCCAGAGUAACAAAUUAUGGGCCGUAAACUAGGCUGUGUAAUGAUGGUAGAGUUAAUGCAUUCAAAGUCACACGUACACUUAGCUACAUGCUGUGGUCUGGGCGUUAUCAACGAUGAUUUUUCACCAUGCACAACACAGGAAUAUAACAGGUUACUGUAUAAUGUUAGUCAUCCUGCAACAUAAAGAGUUCCUUUUAGGAGUAACGUUACCCGGCACUGCCAAAGUUUCAUUUCUCUUGUGUUGCAGCCUGAUGCUCAAGUGAAAAAAACAACAUUUUUAUACUCAUUGUUCAACACUCAGUACCCCAUCAUGACAAAGUGAAAACAGAACUUUAGAAAAUUUUGCAUGUUUAUUGAAAAUGAAGAACUAAAAUAUAUUUUUGACAUAAGAAUUCUGACCCUUUGCAAAAACGCUUGAAAUUUAGCUCAGGUUGCUCCCAUAACUACGGAGCCCCAGACAUGACAUGGUCGAAAAAAAAAAAUUAAUUGUAGCCACAAUAUAACGUGCACGGAAUACUAAUUCGUGGCCACAAAAUACCAAUUUGUGGCCACCAAAUACUCAUUAAUAAUAUUAUUAUCAUUCCUGGAAAGCUUGGUAAGCAAAUCAAGCGCACCUUCUCUAAGGUCUGCGGUAGAGGCAGUAGAGGGGCUAAAGCUAUACGAUGGACAGGGGUAUAAUUGAAUUUCAUUUUAGGCUGGGAAUGCUACAAAGACAUUCUGAAAAGCCUGGCAUUGCAAAGGACCAUUAUUACAGAGAGGCAUUUAAACAGAGUAUUGAGAACCAGGGUGUGACUUGGACGCCGGGAUAGGAAGGUGCGCUUGAUUUGCUUACCCAGCUGUCCUGUAUUUUGUGCACACAUUAUACCUACUUCGUGGCCACAAAUUUGUAUUUCAUGCACAUGUUAUACUUAUUUCUUGGCCACAAAUUGGAAUAAGUAUUUUGUGGCCACAAAUUAAUAUUUUGUGGCCAUGAAUUAGUAUUUUGUGCACGUUAUAGCUAUAUUGUGGCCACAGUUUAAUUUUUUUUUUUGACCAUGUCAUGUCUAGGGGUCCUUACAUAUCUUUGGAUCUUUGAAAACUGUGUUUGGGCACCUUGAUUGGUGCCCCAGCCAAACCUGUGGUAAAUUAAUUUGAUUGGACAUGAUUUGAAAAGUCGCAGACGCCUCUCUAAAGAAGGUCUAACAGCUGACAAAGCCUAUCGGAGCAAAACCCAAGCCAUAAGGGCAAAAGAACUGCCUGUAGAGCUCAGAGACAGGAUUGUUUUAAGGCACAGAUCUGGGGAAGGCUUCUAAAAACAUUUCUGAUGCAUUGAAGGUUCCUAAGAGCACAGUGGCUUCCACAGUUUUAAAAUGGAAGAAGUUUGGCACAACCAGGACCUUUUCAAUAAUUGGUUGCCUUAGUAAUAGAGGUGACCAAGAACCUGAUGAUGACUCUGACUGAGCUCCAAAGAUCAUGUAUGGAGAAGGGAAAGUUCCAGAGGGACAACCAUCACUGCAGCCCUUCACUGAUCUGGGCUGAUGGCAGAGUGGUUAGACAGAAGCCUCUCCUGAGUGCAAAGAAUUUUUUGCACACAUUUACUGAUGUCAGUGUGUUAUAUCAGUUCUUUAUUUUGAAUGAAUUUGCAAAAAAAUUCUAAAUUCUGGCUUCACUUUGUCAUUAUAGGAUACUGAGUGUAGAUUAAUGACAGUAAAAAUGAUUUUUUUUCUACAGUAGCAUGAGACUACAACAUAAUGAAAUUGAAAAAAAGUGAAGGGGGUCUGAAUCCUUUCUGAAUGCACUGUUUGUGACUUCUUACUGAAGGGCAUUGUUGCUUAAACAAAUCAUGAAAUACUUUUGCAUGGUCCUGAGCAACUUUCCCAUGAUAUUGGCAUUUUCACUGUAUACCAUACAAAACAGGAUUAUUGCUGUGGCCUGGCAACAUGUACAGGUGCAUCUCAAAAAAUUAGAAUAUCAUGAAAAAGUUCAAUGUUUUUUGUCACUCUUUUC
Messenger RNA from Cheilinus undulatus (humphead wrasse), 6764 nucleotides. It is a transcript of the gene hdac11, whose product is annotated as histone deacetylase 11. The record is from RefSeq and is a predicted model, not a curated record. Gene Ontology annotation, molecular function: histone deacetylase activity. The coding region runs from base 686 to 1789 and encodes 367 amino acids. Lineage: Eukaryota; Metazoa; Chordata; Actinopteri; Labriformes; Labridae. The transcript has 11 exons.